AUGGAUGCUGCACAUGCUCACACUUCGCAGAGCUCUGCUCUCUCGGCCGUUCCUACCGCAAGAGAUGAAACUGGGAGCAGCAGCAGCUGCAGUGCGUUGGAUUUCACCUCGCGCGCGACAGGACUGCGCGGACAUGCAGAGACUUAUGGUCUGGGGGAAGAGGACGUGUUGGGCAUAGACGUUGGCGACGACUCCGCCGCUGGUAAAAGCGGAGGAGGAUUUGGCGAUAGCACCGCCCUGCCAGCUCCAGCUUUUACCACAGNUCAGCCAUAAGCAGCAGAUCAAUUCAAAAACUGGUUCUGUGAAGGCUAGUUCCGGAGGCGUUUUGAGGGCAGGCCGGUCCCCUCCUGCCCUCGAGGGCAGAUUUCCGGGCGCCGCACUCCUGAAGAGGAUUUCCUGCUUCACUUCUCCCUACUCCCCUUGCGUGUCUAAUACAAGAGAUAAAACGUCUUCCCCUUCCAAGUUAAGGACAAAUACGAAGAGACGUUACACUGGGAGAGGCUGCUGGCGAGGAAGCCAUGUGGACGCGAUUUGGGUUGGGGAACCUCGGAGGAUGAGGAUGACGUGCUAGAUGCGAUGCGAGAGGAUGCUGCAGAGGAAGUCACUGCACGGCUAGCUGGGACCCACUUGGAUGGCGAUUUGGAGAAAGAAGAGAACGGGGGAGAUGAC
Messenger RNA from Ectocarpus sp. CCAP 1310/34, 669 nucleotides. Lineage: Eukaryota; Phaeophyceae; Ectocarpales; Ectocarpaceae. The record is from the annotation of a GenBank genome assembly.